Ipomoea triloba (trilobed morning glory) is the source of this 1425-nucleotide messenger RNA. Its product is annotated as prostaglandin E synthase 2-like. The transcript has 6 exons. Gene Ontology annotation, cellular component: mitochondrion. Gene Ontology annotation, molecular function: prostaglandin-E synthase activity. The record is from RefSeq and is a predicted model, not a curated record. NCBI's taxonomy places the organism in Eukaryota, Viridiplantae, Streptophyta, Magnoliopsida, Solanales, Convolvulaceae. Bases 55 to 1020 code for a protein of 321 amino acids.
CGAAUCGAAUUCCCGACGAUCAAAUUUUCCGACCGUGCAACGGAUCUCUGGAAAAUGAGGAGGCUAAGUGCACUCGCCGCAAUGUGCCGGGCCGCCGGCGGCAAAAGUUCAAACUACCGGAUUGUACAGGCGUCUCUUUACAGCUCAAGCGGCAUUUCCGAUGCUAGGUCUCGCUGGUUCUCCUGUAAUAAGCUCGAGGAUCAGUCCUCGAGCACCGCUGCUCGUGCCGUCGCCGGAACAAUGCUCUUCUCUGUCGCGGCUACCGCAUUGAGUGAUGAGGUCCACGCAAAAGAGCCGAUCAAUCCGAAAUUUCGCCCUAACGACGUCGUUCUCUAUCAGUACGAAGCUUGUCCUUUCUGUGACAAGGUUAAAGCAUUCCUAGAUUAUUGUGAUAUACCUUACAAAAUCGUGGAGGUCAAUCCAAUUAGCAAAAAUGAAAUCAAGUGGUCAGAUUACAAGAAAGUUCCUAUUUUGAUGGUAGAUGGUGAACAAUUGGUGGACUCAUCAGAUAUAAUUGAUAAGCUGUCCCAAAAGGUUCGCCCUAAGAUCACUGCUAAAUCCACAUUCGAUGUUGAAGAAGAGAAUAAGUGGCGCAAGUGGGUGGAUAAUCACUUGGUGCAUGUCUUGUCGCCAAAUAUAUAUCGAAAUGCUUCCGAGGCCUUGGAAUCAUUUGAUUACAUCACAUCUAAAGGUAAUUUCACCUUUUAUGAGAGAACAGUGGCAAAGUAUGCUGGAGCUACAGCCAUGUACUUCGUAUCCAAAAAAUUGAAGAAAAAAUAUAACAUCACUGAUGAGCGUGCAGCGUUGUAUGAAGCAGCAGAAACCUGGGUUGAUGCUUUGAAUGGGCGAGAUUUUCUUGGUGGGUCUAAACCAAAUUUAGCUGAUCUUGCCGUGUUUGGUGUAUUGAGACCAAUCCGCUACUUAAAAUCUGGUCAAGACAUGGUGGAGAACACUCGCAUUGGUGAUUGGUACUCUCGAAUGGAAAGAGCUGUCGGCGAGCCACCUAUAAUCCUGGCGUAACUUAAGUUCUGUUUCUCCCAGUCUCCUGCAACCGAUCCUCAAAUAUUUAAGAUUAAAAGUUUGGUCUAUUAACAGCACUCUUUUCGAGGGUAAAUUUACACCUCAGGGAAGUUAAUAACAUCAUCAAAGGAAGGUACAAGUUAUUUGCCACUGAUUUUGAUACAGAAUAAUUCAAUUUCAAUUAUAUAUUCUUUCAAUUGUUACAUGGCCAUAGUAUGCACUAUGUACUGCCUUCACUAGUGUGUGUGACUUUCAAGCCCUGCCUGCUAUGUACUAUGUACUAUGUACUACUUCCACACGUUUUUAUGAUUUUCAAAAUAAGGUGGUUGGAAAUCUAGCUGUCCGGCUGGCUAAUGUAACUGCAAAGUCAAAAAGUCAGAAGGUCGACUCUUGUAGUCUUAUAUA